This is a messenger RNA of Echinostoma caproni, 295 nucleotides long. NCBI's taxonomy places the organism in Eukaryota, Metazoa, Platyhelminthes, Trematoda, Plagiorchiida, Echinostomatidae. The record is from the annotation of a GenBank genome assembly.
GAUGAUGAUGAUGAUGAUGAUGAUGACGAUGAUGAUGACGAUGAUGAUGACAAUGAUGCUGAUGAUGAUGAUGAUGCUGAUUCGGAUGAUGAUGAUGAUGAUGAUGAUCAUGAUCAUGAUCAUGAUGAUGUGUAUGAUGAUGUUGAUGAUGAUGAUUCGCAUGAUAUGGAUGAUGAUUCGGAUGAUGAUGAUGAAGAUGAUUCUGCUGAUUAAUGUGAUGAUGAUUUGGAGGACGAUGACGAUGAUGAUGAUGAUGGUGAUUCAGAUGAUUUGGAUGAUUCGGAUGAACGGAUGA